ACCUAGAUACCAUCUGACGAGUAUUCUUAGAUCUUUGUUUCUGAAAGGGGUUGGUUUUCCUCGGGUGCUAUGAAGGUGCUAGUAGCUCUCAUAUUGCUGGUUCAGCUUCCAAUCCACAAGGCUGUACCAGCAGCUCCCCCUCCUCCUCCCUUGCGCUGCGACGACCCAGAAUCUGAAGCAGCAGCUGAAAUAGCUGUGAAUUAUAUUAAUGACCACAGCCACCACGGAUACAAGUUUGCCUUAAACAGAAUUGAAAAUGUCCGCGUGCUACCUCAGGGGCCAAAUAACCAGUUGCUCUUUCUUGAACUCGACUUACUAGAGACCAAGUGCCACGUCCUCAACCCUGUCCCUCUUGAGAACUGCACAGUAAGGCCCUUCGAAGAGCACGCAGUUGAAGGUGACUGUGAUGUUAAAUUGCAGAAUUUGGAUGGGAAGUUAUCUGUACUUGCCAGUAAAUGCCACUCACAUGCAGACUCGGCUGAAGACGUCAUCCGCGUGUGUCCUGACUGCCCGCUGCUGGAGAACCUCAACAACACCGAGGUGCUCGCGGGCGUCGCGGCGGCGCUCAACGAGCACAACAGCAAAACCCCCGACGCCUACCUCAGGCUGCUGGAGAUCGGAAGGGCCAGGAUACAGGUAACUGCUACCGCUAGGGCAAUCCUUACGCGUCAACAGAGAAGUAAAGCUAAUGUGGACGCCUGCCAGCUGCUGCCGGAGGACGAGGCCAAUUUUGGUUUCUGCACAGCAACAAUAGCAACACAACCUACGACGGACGUGCAAGUGGACUGCAAACUUUAUGGGCAUCAGCCUGGAGUUACCUAUCCUCAUCCAGGCCAAGACACAUCAGCAGGACUGCUGCCCAAUGUGCAGGGCUUCACGAACCACAAUCUCAGGCUUUCCCACAAUAACCCUGUUGCAUCUGAAUCCAGCUCUUCGGAAUUUCCUACUUUGGCAAUAGCAGCCAAGUCUGUAGCAAAAAGAGCAGUGGCAGAGGCCGCUCAGCACAACAAAGCAGUUCGUCCGGUCGGCUUUGCGCCUCCUCCUCCUCCGUGUCCCGGAAGGAUCCGCUAUUUCAAGAUCUAG
Molecule: messenger RNA, 1083 nt
Organism: Tinamus guttatus (white-throated tinamou)
Lineage: Eukaryota; Metazoa; Chordata; Aves; Tinamiformes; Tinamidae
Source: RefSeq, a predicted model, not a curated record